UGGACACACCCUCUCAUUCAGUGUUUUUUCUUUAUUUGUAUUAUUUUCUAUAUUGUAGAUGAAUACUGAAGACAUCCGAACUAUGAAUGAACACAUAUGGAAUUAUGUAGUAAACAAAAGUGUUGCACAAACCAGAAUAUGUUUUGUGUUGUAUAUUCUUCACAGCAGCCUCCUUCUGCUCUGAUGACAGCUUUGUACACUCUGGAUAUUCUCUCAGUCAGAUUCAUGAGUCCAGCAGUCUGUCGUUAAAGACACUAAAUCUGCUCAGACAUCCAACAACUUUCCUUCACAUGAUCACACAUGGAGGGCAACACCUGUGUGGAGACCAGCCUCUGCUGGACCUGAAGCUGAACCUGAGCCCAGCUGUGUUUCCUUCAGGAGCAACCGGUCAAAGGAUUCACCUGUUAAUUUUAAACGACAGCGUUUAGCUGACAGAAGAGUCGACCAGGAGAGCUCAGAGGUUCCCAGAGGUCCGUCUGUCCAGCAGCGUCAGACACACCUGGACUCCAUAUUUAUGCUGCUGGAGGAGAACAUUGUCACUUUUGUGAAGAACGAGCUGAAGAAGGUCCAGAAGGUUCUGAGUUCAGAUUACCCAGAAUGCUCAGAGAGUCAGAGUGAGGAUGAGGAGGUGUUGGACGGUGAGGAUGAAGAGAAGAGGAGGAGCAGCAGAGAGGCAUUUCUGAAGAUCACACUUCACUUCCUGAGGAGAAUGAAGCAGGAGGAGCUGGCUGACUGUCUGCAGAGCAAAAGUCAUUCUGCAGUUUGUCAGCAUGAACUUAAAUCUAACCUUCAGAAGAAGUUCCAGUGUGUGUUUGAGGGGAUCGCUAAAGCAGGAAACCCAACCCUUUUGAAUCAGAUCUACACAGAGCUCUACAUCACAGAGGGAGGGACUGCAGAGGUCAAUGAUGAACAUGAGGUCAGACAGAUUGAAACAGCAUCCAGGAAACCACACAGACCAGAAACAACAGUCAGACAAGAAGACAUCUUUAAAGCCUCACCUGGAAGAGACGAACCAAUCAGAACAUUGAUGACAAAGGGAGUGGCUGGCAUCGGGAAAACAGUCUUAACACAGAAGUUCACUCUGGACUGGGCUGAAGACAAAGACAACCAGGACAUACAGUUCACAUUUCCAUUCACUUUCAGAGAGCUGAAUGUGCUGAAAGAGAAACAGUUCAGCUUGGUGGAACUUGUUCAUCACUUCUUCACUGAAACCAAAGAAAUCUGCAGCUUUGAAGAGUUCCAGGUUGUUUUCAUCUUUGACGGUCUGGAUGAGUGUCGACUUCCUCUGGACUUCCACAACACUAAAAUCCUCUCUGAUGCCACAAAAUCAGCCUCCAUGAAUGUGCUGCUGACAAACCUCAUCAGGGGAAACCUGCUUCCCUCUGCUCGCCUCUGGAUAACCACACGACCUGCAGCAGCCAAUCAGAUCCCUCCUGGGUGUGUUGACAUGGUGACAGAGGUCAGAGGGUUCACUGACCCACAGAAGGAGGAGUACUUCAGGAAGAGAUUCAGAGACGAGGAGCAGGCCAGCAGAAUCAUCUCCCACAUCAAGACAUCACGAAGCCUCCACAUCAUGUGCCACAUCCCAGUCUUCUGCUGGAUCACUGCUACAGUUCUGGAGGAUGUGUUGAAGACCAGAGAGGGAGGAGAGCUGCCCAAGACCCUGACUGAGAUGUACAUCCACUUCCUGGUGGUUCAGGCCAAAGUGAAGAACGUCAAGUAUGAUGGAGGAGCUGAGACAGAUCCACACUGGACUCCAGAGAGCAGGAAGAUGAUUGAGUCUCUGGGAAAACUGGCUUUUGAUCAGCUGCAGAAAGGAAACCUGAUCUUCUAUGAAUCAGACCUGACAGAGUGUGGCAUCGAUAUCACAGCAGCCUCAGUGUACUCAGGAGUGUUCACACAGAUCUUUAAAGAGGAGAGAGGACUGUACCAGGACAAGGUGUUCUGCUUCAUCCAUCUGAGUGUUCAGGAGUUUCUGGCUGCUCUUCAUGUCCAUCUGACAUUCAUCAACUUUGGAGUCAAUCUGCUGGUAGAAGACAAGACAAUCUACCAUGAAUCAGCGUUGACACAAUACCUCCAGAGUGCUGUGGACGAGGCCUUAAAGAGUCAUAAUGGACACCUGGACUUGUUCCUCCGCUUCCUCCUGGGUCUUUCACUGAAGACCAAUCACACACUUCUACGAGGUCUACCGACAGAGAUGGGUAGCAGCUCAAAAACUAACAAUUCGAUAAUUCAGUACAUCAAGGAGAAGAUCAGUGAGACUCUGUCUCCAGAGAGAAGCAUCAAUCUGUUCCACUGUCUGAAUGAACUGAACGAUCGUUCUCUAGUGGACGAGAUCCAACAGUACCUGAGUUCAGGAUGUCUCUCCACAGAUAAACUGUCUCCUGCUCAGUGGUCAGCUCUGGUCUUCAUCUUAUUGUCAUCAGAAAAAGAUCUGGACGUGUUUGACCUGAAGAAAUACUCUGCUUCAGAGGAGGCUCUUCUGAGGCUGCUGCCAGUGGUCAAAGCUUCCAAGAAAGUUCUGUACGUGUGGACGAGUUUUUUUCAGAAUGCAGUAAAUGUGCUGUUAUUGACCCAAAUAGAAUUAUUAUUUUCUUGUUCUGUUCAUUAUUCUUUAUCCAGACUGAGUGGCUGUAACCUCUCAGAGAGAAGCUGUGAAGCUCUGUCCUCAGUUCUCAGCUCCCAGUCCUCUAGUCUGAGAGAGCUGGACCUGAGUAACAACAACCUGCAGGAUUCAGGAGUGAAGCGACUGUCUGCUGAACUGAAGAGUCCACACUGUGUCCUUGAAACUCUCAGGCUGUCAGGCUGUCUGAUCACAGAGGAGGGCUGUACUUCUCUGGUCUCAGCUCUGGACUCCAACCCCUCCCAUCUGAGAGAGCUGGACCUGAGCUACAAUCAUCCAGGAGACUCAGGAGUGAAGCAGCUGUCUGCUCGACUAGAGGAUCCAGGCUGGAGACUGGACACUCUCAGGGUGGAGCCUGCUGGAGUCCGAUGGUUGACACCAGGUCUGAGGAAGUAUUCCUGUGAGCUCACAGUCGACACAAACACAGUCAGCAGAAACAUCAAACUGUCUGACAACAACAGGAAGAUGACACGUCUGAAGGAGGAUCAGUCAUAUCCUGAUCAUCCAGAGAGGUUUGACCCCUAUAUUCAGCUGCUGUGUAGAACUGGUCUGACUGGUCGCUGUUACUGGGAGGUCAAGUGGAGAGGAAGAGUUUCUAUAUCAGUGAGUUACAGAAGAAUCAGAAGGAGAGGAGACAGACAAGACUGUGUGUUUGGACGGAAUGAUCAGUCCUGGAGUCUGAGGUGCUCUGAUGAUGGUCGUUACUAUGUCUGUCACAGUAACAGAGAAACAGUCCUCUCCUCCUCAUCCUCCUUCUCCUCCUCCUCUGGUAGAGUAGCAGUGUAUGUGGACUGUCCUGCUGGCACUCUGUCCUUCUACAGAGUCUCCUCUGACUCACUGAUCCUCCUCCACACCUUCAACACCACAUUCACUGAACCUCUUUAUCCUGGAUUUGGGCUCAUCUGGUCCAGUUCUGGUUCCUCCUCAGUGAGUCUGUGUGGUGUUUAGUGUGCAGAGUCUCCUCCUGUCACAGAAACAUUGUCAGUGCUGAACAGUUGAGUCUGUACAGGAUCACAGUCACAUCAAUCUUUCAGCUUCUUGUAAUAAAUUCAUCAACUUUGUACAAAAUGAUUCAGACUGAUUGAAAAGAUUCUUCAUUUACAUUUGAAACUUCUUCCAUUAAAUUGUGGAAAUUGAAGUUCUGAGGUUGUGGGUUCAAGCCUGGAGUCAGAACCAGUAAGAAAGGAAGGACGAGUAUCUGAUGACGUCGCUUCCACUGUUAAAGUUGUGAGUUCAAAUCCUCGAGGUUUUCAGACAAUUAUUUAGUGGUCAAAAGAAGAGAAACGCUCAAAGAAAGUGAUUCAUUUAAGACUGAUUCAUCAGCUCAGGAUGGUGAAGUGAUGCUGUUAAGUCUGAAGGUUGUGGGUUCAAUUCCUGGGUAGUUCAGGUGAUUUUAAACCUGAUGUCCACAGAAAUAAAACAGG
Molecule: messenger RNA, 4047 nt
Organism: Acanthopagrus latus (yellowfin seabream)
Lineage: Eukaryota; Metazoa; Chordata; Actinopteri; Spariformes; Sparidae
Product: protein NLRC3-like
Exons: 8
Coding region: 515-3571 (1018 amino acids)
Molecular function (GO): protein binding
Source: RefSeq, a predicted model, not a curated record